Messenger RNA from Heterobasidion irregulare TC 32-1, 2436 nucleotides. RefSeq lists its product as uncharacterized. Lineage: Eukaryota; Fungi; Basidiomycota; Agaricomycetes; Russulales; Bondarzewiaceae. Gene Ontology annotation, cellular component: endosome. The coding region runs from base 1 to 2436 and encodes 811 amino acids. Gene Ontology annotation, molecular function: protein binding. The record is from RefSeq and is a predicted model, not a curated record. The transcript is spliced from 16 exons.
AUGCCCAAUCAACUCUCCAUCCCGUUCAAGAAAACGUACGCCGUCCCCCUCAAGCAGGCAGUCUACAACCACAUCCAAGCGCGGCACCCCGGUACUCAUCCCGAUGCGUUCAGAUACGACAUCUCACAGUGGGAACUGCUGCGCAAAGAGGCGAUCAGCUCCGUGGUACACAUAGACCGGACGAGGUCUUUCAUAACUUACCAUGCUCAGCUUGUUUUCAUUCUCACCAAGCUUCCUGCAGACAUCGGUCUCGAGAUACCCUACGCCCCCGUCUUUGCCCCGUCUGCCCUUCCGGUUACCCUGAAUAACCUCAAUUACGAACGUUGCGCGAUCUUGUUCAAUUUAGCCGCCCUCUACUCCCAAGUGGCCACCGCCGAGGACCGUUCAAAUCCGGAAGGGGUCAAACGGGCAAGUGCAUACUUUCAGAGCGCCGCCGGCGUCCUCUCGUACCUUGCGGCGUCUGCCCUGGUGAAGCUACCGCCGACCCCCGGAGAUGAAGGGGAACUCUUAGAAGACCUGUCAGAACCCUUCGUCAAGUCGCUGGAGUGGCUUAUGCUGGCCCAAGCUCAGGAGUGUGCAUGGCAGCGCGCUGUGCUAGACAACCGCUCGAACGGAAUCAUUGCGCGUUUGGCAGCACAAGUCUCCGCCUACUAUGGGUCCUCUAUUUCCGCUGUUCGUGACGCCUCGCUAUCAAUUAGGCAUAUCUUUCCUUCAGACUGGUUGCCACAUUUAGAAACGAAGCAGAUGCAUUUUGAGGCCGCCGCGCAAUAUCGCAAGAGCGUGGACGAUCUCGAGGCGAAUCGGUACGGAGAAGAGAUCGCCCGUCUGAGUGUCGCGCAAGUUACGGCAAAACGGGGUUAUGACAUUGCACGCCGAGGCGGGGUGACACCGACCGUCCUGCAGGACAUCAAGUCACUUCUGGAUAUUCUGGAAAAGAAUAUGAUACGUGCCAAUCGAGACAAUGAUUUGAUCUAUCACAAGGAUGUGCCGCCUGGACCUGCGCUGUCCGCGAUCUUGCAAACUUCGGUGGUGCAGAGCAACGUACCUCCACAAUUGCAAGAUCCAAAGAGCGCGAUUGGGAGCUCCCCGAUGAUAUUUGGUGAACUGUUGGGUUGGGGCGCUGAAACUGCCAUAGACAUCUACAACGACAGAAGGCAAAAUUACAUCAAAGAUGACAUAGUUAACCGUGGACAGGAACUCGAUGAUCAAGCCCAUGCUAUACUACGUUCUCUCAACCUCCCAACUGCGUUGGAUGCGCUCGAGAAGCCGAUCGGACUGCCUCCCAGCCUGCUCCAGAAGGCGGAAGAGGUGCGGCUAGAGCACGGCCCGCAACGCAUCGAGAAAUCUAUAGACGAUGUGCAAAUGCUCGCGCAAAGGGAUAUGAACAUCUUGAAUGAAGCGAUGGACAUCUUGGAUCAAGAAGCGUCUGAGGACGAAAGUUUCCGAAAUGAAACUCCAACGUCCCGUUUGCCGUCUCAUGAAGCCAACACGGACCUCAUAGAGAAAGAGCAGAGGUAUCGGAAUAUAUUGGAGCAGGCUGCUGACAGCGACGCUGUCAUUCGACAACGUUGGGACGAAUGGGAGCGGCCCAUCACAGAAUUGACAUGGGACGAGGCGACUUUAGAGGCGUCUGUCCCGUCCUCCACAGUGAACGUUGCGACAUCGAAUCGAGCUGGGAACACGUCAACUCAGACACAUGCCCGUGGACUUCGCGCUUUGUUAGAACAGCUGGACGAUCUGUGUCGUGCCCGCAGUCAGCUUGUCACACGCGCGCAGCGGCUCGCCGACGCCGAUGACAUACAGCCACGCGUCCUCAAGGCGGCUGCAGCCGUGGAGCGGUGGGUCGAGGUGCAGCCUUCCAUGUUCGAGGACGUCUUGGACGAAGAGCUUUCCAAAUUUGAUAAAUUCCGUAAUGACAUCGAGGCCGGUGCCGUGAAGCAGGAAGAAGUUCUCGAGUCGGUCAAGACUCGGAACGAGUCAUUUUUGCUGUCCCGGCGAGAUGAUCCAUCUGUGAGGGAGCGAGAACACGCCCUACAAUCGUUGGAUCUCGCGUAUCACAAAUACAAAGAAAUCACUCGACAUCUGGAUGAGGGCCUCCAGUUCUACAACGACUUCGGGGAUAUCCUGAUGAAAUUCAAGGAAAGCUGUAAAAAUUGGGCCGACAUGCGGCGAGACGAGAUGCACUCGAUCUCACGCCCGAUGGAGUCUCUUUCAAUACAGCCCGAGGAGAAAGUGUCGGCAUCAGCGCCUGUGUUGCCAUCGCCACCCGUGUUCCCUACUUCGCCACUGACACGUUUAGGCGCCCGUGGUGUUCCCAAGGCGCGCCAGCUGGCUUUGGACCUGCCUCCGCCGAAUUCAGAUGCAUGGCAGACAUUCGAAUUGCCUCCUUCCCCCGCGAAGGAGCGGAAGACGAGGCAUGCGGGGAAGAUGAGCUAA